AUGGCGACGACCAACGACAAUGUCCGUGGGACAGGCGACCCUUCGGACCUCGAGGCCCCCAUCACCUGGAAAGGCUAUCUUGUCUGUGUCUCGGCUGCAUUUGGAGGUGUCUUCUUUGGAUACGAUAUCGGCUGGAUGUCGGGCGUGCUGGGAAUGCCGUAUGUCAUUCAGCAGUACACUGGCUUGGAGUACGACUUCAACGCUGGAGCUCCGGUCGAUUCCUCGCGCCCGUUUGCCAUUCCGUCGUCCGACAAGUCCCUCAUGACCUCGAUUCUGUCGCUCGGAACCUUUCUGGGCGCCAUCGUUGCUGGUGACCUGGCCGAUCUCUGGGGACGCCGGAUUACUAUCCUCAUGGGCUGCGCGAUAUUUAGCUGUGGGGUUGUCCUUCAAACUGCGAGCAGCGGCCAGUUGGCUGUGAUGACCAUCGGACGUUUCGUGGCCGGCCUUGGUGUAGGCUUUGAGUCUGCCGUCAUCAUCCUCUACAUGUCCGAGGUUUCGCCCAAGAAGAUCCGAGGGGCUGUCGUGUCUGCUUACCAGUUUGCUAUCACCAUCGGCUUGUUACUCGCCAACUGCGUCGUCUACGGAACCCAGGACCGAAAUGACACCAUUUCCUAUCGUGUUCCAAUUGCGAUUCAGUUUAUCUGGGCUAUUAUACUUGCGGUCGCCCUGUUUGUUCUCCCCGAGUCCCCUCGUUAUUUCGUCAAGAAAGGAAAGCUCGACAGGGCAACGGACUCGCUCUGCUACAUCCGCGGACAGCCGGCCGACUCCCACUACAUCCGGAAUGAACUGGCGGAAAUUGUCGCAAACCAUGAAUACGAGUCGCUCGUCACCCCCGAGACUGGAUAUAUCAGUUCGUGGCUUGUGUGCUUCAAAGGCUCCAUCAGUAAGCCCAGCUCGAAUCUCAGAAGGACCAUUGUUGGGGCGGGCAUUCAAGGCAUGCAGCAGCUCAGCGGCAUGAACUUUAUCUUCUACUACGGAACGACCUUCUUUCAGCAGCUGGGCACCAUCUCGGAUCCAUUCCUCAUCUCCCUCAUCACCACCCUCGUCAAUGUGGUCUCCACUCCACUUGCCUUCUGGACCAUCGAGCGCUUUGGGCGCCGGCCGUUGCUCGUUUAUGGCGGGCUUGGGAUGUUCCUGAUGCAAUACAUCAUCGCAGCCGUCGGAACAGCUCAGCCCAACAACGAAACAGCCGUCAAGGGCAUGAUUGCAGUUAUUUGUUUUCAAAUUUUCUUCUUCGCCACCACCUGGGGUCCGACGGCGUGGGUUGUUGUGGGCGAAACCUUUUCUCUCCCGAUCCGGUCUCGCGGUGUGGCCAUCUCCACGGCAUCCUGUUGGUUCUGGAACUGCAUCCUCGCGGUCAUAGCUCCGUAUAUGACCGGUGAUGAGAAGGGAGCAGUCAACCUGGGGCCCAAGGUGUUUUUCUUCUGGGGCUCGCUGUGUCUUUUGGGUGCGUUGUUCGCGUAUUUCCUGGUUCCAGAGAUGAAGGGUCUCUCGCUUGAGCAGGUGGAUCGCAUGUUGGAGGAGGUUAGUCCACGCAACAGUGCUAAAUGGGUACCGCGGACAACCUUUGCGCAGGAGAUGGGCCACCUUGACAAGGCCCAGGUGGUCCAUGCUGAAGACACCGCGCAUGAGGGAGCUUAG
Aspergillus calidoustus is the source of this 1641-nucleotide messenger RNA. Lineage: Eukaryota; Fungi; Ascomycota; Eurotiomycetes; Eurotiales; Aspergillaceae. The record is from the annotation of a GenBank genome assembly.